Molecule: messenger RNA, 1121 nt
Organism: Desarmillaria tabescens
Lineage: Eukaryota; Fungi; Basidiomycota; Agaricomycetes; Agaricales; Physalacriaceae
Exons: 2
Source: RefSeq, a predicted model, not a curated record
UCACGUGCGCAUCGCCUUGUCAAAGUCCAAAUUAGGUCAUGAACGACUCCACUCGGAACUAGUCCUUGUCUUGGACAGUGCUGCACAACUCCGCUUCUGUCAUGCACAAUUUCUUUCCCUCUGCAUCUUUCGCAGACCCUUAAAGAUAUACUCAACCCAACGGAAUACCAAUCAUACCCACACCCAUCACUGGACCGCUGUCCCACAGAAAUCUUGGGGGAAAUAUUUUCAUACGCCUGCACGGACAAUGGCUACACCGGCCGCUCGCUCUCUCUGGUCUCCAAAUUCGUGCGGGAAACGUCGCAAAUGAGUAGACUGCAAUCGAUCUCUAUCAUUGGCUACGAGCAGCUCGUGGCGUUCGCGGCUGCAUUGGAGCGGACGCCGCCCAGCCUUCGCAGGGUGCGGUAUAUCUUUAUAUCUGCUCAUGCUCGCUCGACGGCGGAAAAUCCCAAGGCUAUCACUUCCGAGUAUUCGCGACGAGCCAAAGCUUACGCUGCCUUUGAGCGGAUCCUUCAGUAUAUAACCGGGACUGUCGAGGUCCUGCAUGCUUUUUUCAUUUUCUACCGCCCGUUCCCACUAUUACCCGUCAACCUCCCACUGCUUCGCGAACUGACGCUGUACGGUUCGCUCGACGGCUUCCCCGACGUUGAUGAAAGCCUCCAGUUCCCAUGUCUUCGCCAUCUAUAUCUCUCCCCGCUCUCCUCACCUUGCUACCUUACAUGCCAGAUCUCAAAGCUCACGCCAGGCCUCGUCAACCUGCGCUUAGCAGCUCCGGAGCAUUCACAGUCGUUUGUUCCCGAACUGGAGCAGAUCUUGCAGGAGCUGGAGGAAGAGUCGGCUUUGAAGCUGCGAAAAGUUUUCGUGCAUUGUCCCUUGAAGCCGCAGGAUAACUGGUUGAAUAUGAUGGACCUGUAUGAGGAGACGAUGGCGUCGUUGAAGCGUCUUUAUUCCCGACAUCAGCAGCGCUUGGUGUUGUUAUCUCCUUUGCGGAUGGGUCUCUUUCGUACAGUAACUAUACAAGACGCGGAGGUGGCAUGGUCAGAAAGUAUAUCCGGGCAUUGCUGGUGGUAAGAGCCGCAGGCAUCCGGCUCCAUCACUUGUAGUGGGCUCUAAGGGGCUGA